Molecule: messenger RNA, 520 nt
Organism: Nymphaea colorata (pocket water lily)
Lineage: Eukaryota; Viridiplantae; Streptophyta; Magnoliopsida; Nymphaeales; Nymphaeaceae
Exons: 2
Coding region: 36-263 (75 amino acids)
Source: RefSeq, a predicted model, not a curated record
UUCAUCGUCAAAAUGUGAGAGAGAGAGAGAGAGAGAUGGCGGAGAACGGGGGAGGAGGGUUUAGGGCGCGGGUGGAUCACUUCCUCUACAGCGGAGAAAAGAAGCACGUCCUCGCCGGUAUUGCCCUCGUCGGCGUCGUUUUCGUCGUUCCUUGGUUUUUCAUGAACCGAGGCACUACACACAGUUCCCACCAAGAUUAUAUGGAGAAAGCUGACAAAGCAAGGAGCGAAAGACUCUCUUCCAGUGCAUCUUCUUUCAAGUGAUUACAUGCCGAGAGAAUAAUCAAAAUAAAGCCUCCAGCCUCUGUCAAAUGUUGUUUUAACAGCUCUUCAGAAAGAAAUAUUCCUUUCAACUGACAUUCAUCUUUAUGAUGCCCGGAGAAUGAAGCAACUACCAUUUAAACCGUCCUUGAUGCUGGUUGCAUCACUUUGUAUGAAUAUAGUACGUUUUAUGGUCAAAUUUUGACACUACCACUGUUAGUUUUUUCUUAAUAAUCAAAUUUAUCGUUCAUUUAGGUGCA